Messenger RNA from Rhinopithecus roxellana (golden snub-nosed monkey), 2303 nucleotides. RefSeq names its product peptidylprolyl isomerase like 4 (gene PPIL4). Gene Ontology annotation, biological process: protein peptidyl-prolyl isomerization. The transcript is spliced from 13 exons. Gene Ontology annotation, molecular function: peptidyl-prolyl cis-trans isomerase activity; RNA binding. NCBI's taxonomy places the organism in Eukaryota, Metazoa, Chordata, Mammalia, Primates, Cercopithecidae. The coding region runs from base 87 to 1565 and encodes 492 amino acids. The record is from RefSeq and is a predicted model, not a curated record. Gene Ontology annotation, cellular component: nucleus.
CAGAGGGUGACGUGUGGCGUAGAAGACGCGGACAGCCUGCGCCUGUCAGCACCCCCGGGGUUUGUAGCAGAGGAGGGGCGGGCGCCAUGGCGGUUCUGCUAGAGACCACUUUGGGCGACGUCGUCAUCGACUUGUACACCGAGGAGCGGCCGCGUGCCUGCUUGAAUUUCUUGAAAUUGUGCAAAAUAAAAUAUUACAAUUAUUGCCUUAUUCACAAUGUACAGAGGGAUUUUAUCAUACAAACUGGCGAUCCUACAGGGACUGGCCGUGGAGGAGAGUCUAUUUUUGGCCAACUGUAUGGUGAUCAAGCAAGCUUUUUUGAGGCAGAAAAAGUCCCAAGAAUUAAGCACAAGAAGAAAGGCACAGUGUCCAUGGUGAAUAAUGGCAGUGAUCAACAUGGAUCUCAGUUUCUUAUCACUACAGGAGAAAAUCUAGAUUACCUUGAUGGUGUCCAUACAGUGUUUGGUGAGGUGACAGAAGGCAUGGACAUAAUUAAGAAAAUUAAUGAGACCUUUGUUGACAAGGACUUUGUACCAUAUCAGGAUAUCAGGAUAAAUCAUACAGUGAUUUUAGAUGAUCCAUUUGAUGACCCUCCUGAUUUAUUAAUCCCUGAUCGAUCUCCAGAACCUACAAGGGAACAAUUAGAUAGUGGUCGAAUAGGAGCAGAUGAAGAAAUUGAUGAUUUCAAAGGAAGAUCAGCUGAGGAAGUAGAAGAAAUAAAGGCAGAAAAAGAGGCUAAAACUCAGGCUAUACUUUUAGAGAUGGUGGGAGACCUACCUGAUGCAGAUAUUAAACCUCCAGAAAAUGUACUGUUUGUGUGUAAAUUGAACCCAGUGACCACAGAUGAGGAUCUGGAAAUAAUAUUCUCUAGAUUUGGGCCAAUAAGAAGUUGCGAAGUUAUCCGGGACUGGAAGACAGGAGAGUCCCUCUGUUAUGCUUUUAUUGAAUUUGAAAAGGAAGAAGAUUGUGAGAAAGCAUUCUUCAAAAUGGACAAUGUACUUAUAGAUGACAGAAGAAUACAUGUGGAUUUUAGCCAGUCUGUUGCAAAGGUUAAAUGGAAAGGAAAAGGUGGGAAAUACACCAAGAGUGAUUUCAAGGAGUAUGAAAAAGAACAGGAUAAACCAUCUAAUUUGGUUCUGAAAGAUAAAGUAAAGCCCAAACAGGAUGCAAAAUAUGAUCUUAUAUUAGAUGAGCAGUCCGAAGACUCAAAAUCAGGUCACUCACACACAAGUAAAAAACACAAGAAGAAAACCCGUCACUGCUCUGAAGAGAAAGAAGAUGAGGACUACAUACCAAUCAAAAAUACUAAUCAGGAUAUCUAUAGAGAAAUGGGGUUUGGUCACUAUGAAGAAGAAGAAAGCUGUUGGGAGAAACAGAAGAGUGAAAAGAGAGACCGAACUCAGAACCGAAGUCGCAGCCGAUCUCGAGAGAGGGAUGGCCAUUACAGUAAUAGUCACAAGUCAAAAUACCAAACAGAUCUUUAUGAAAGAGAAAGGAGUAAAAAGAGAGACCGAAGCAGAAGUCCAAAGAAAUCCAAAGAUAAAGAAAAAUCUAAGUACAGAUGAAAGAUGAAGAGGCAGAAUUGAGUGGCUAACAUAUUUACUCUUGUCUAACUUAAGAAUGCCAGGAAAGCAGAUGCUUAGAUUUUGUGUCAAAGCUUGUUACUUUUUUCAUGUUAGGAUUAUGGCCCUUUAGAUUAAUACUGAUUAUAUAGGGCACUGAAAGAUAAAGAAUUGAACAUUUUCUUUGUAUACUUUUUUACAGUAAUUUUAUUGUUACAUAUAAAUGGUAGUCUUCAUUUUUGAAGUCUUUUACAUUUUCACUCUUUUUUUAAUGAAGUAUUUCAUACUACAAAAACACAUAAACAUGUAUAUAUAAAGUAAAGGGAUAAUAAAUGUAAAUAUCUGUGUACUCAUCAGCCAGCUUAAGAUACAGAAUAUUGCCUACAUUUUAGAAGUCCCCUAAGGUCCUCUCCCUCUCAAAUAAUUAUUUGGAAUUUAGUGUUUGUCAUUUGCCUAUUAUAGUUUUACAACAUACAUAUGUAUCUGUAAGCAAAAUGUUAAUUUUGUAUGUUUCUGAAUUUUAUAUAAAUGGCAAAAUGUUUGUUUACUUCUGUGACUUUCUUUCAUUUUUAUUGCUAUAUAGUAUUAUAUGAAUAUACCACAGCUUAUUCAUUCUUUUCUUGAUGGACAUUUGAGUUUUGUUUAUUUUUGUUUUUGCUGUUGAAACAAUGCUGCUGUGGACAUUGUAUCUAGGAGUUAUAUUGCUUGAUAUAUUGAUAAAAUAAUGAUAAAUUUGUAUUC